ACUAAUUAGUAAGUAAGUUAUCAAAAAACUAGAUAUGGGAAUGCAAAUGCAAGCCCUUCUCAUCGUAGCAACGGUACUAUGCCUUACCUCGAUCAUACAUGCCACACCGGGGAUUGCUGUCUUCUACGAACCUCCUUAUACUCCCUCAAAAUGCUAUGGAAAUCAAGACAAAGGCCCGUGGGUGGCUGGAGUAAAUGAUGCUUUGUGGAACAAUGGAGCAGCUUGUGGUAGAAGGUACAGAGUCAGAUGCACUGGAGGUGCCAAUCUUGCUCCACACCCUUGCAAGCCAGGCACCAGUGUUGUUGUUACAGUGGUUGAUUAUUGCAAAAGGCCAUGUAAUGGAAUCAUCAAUCUUUCUAAGCAAGCUUUCUCCCAGAUUGCUGACACUGAUGCCGGAAAAGUUAAAGUGGAAUAUGUCAAUGCUUGAAUACUCUAAUCAAAGGGAACAGUGAGCAAAACUUGGAGACAGGGAAUGCACAAUGGAUACCUUUCUUUUUCUUGUCUUAUGCUUCAUAUAUACUAAAUAAAUAGAAUGAAGGAAUAACCAAGGUUCUUCAAUCAUGCAUUGAUGCUUUGGCUCCCUAAAGGUCUGAAAGGGAAACUAUGUGAAAUAUAUCAUUUAAUGGUGUGAAAUAUAUCAUGUUCUCAUCAA
Tripterygium wilfordii is the source of this 652-nucleotide messenger RNA. Its product is annotated as EG45-like domain containing protein. The coding region runs from base 35 to 427 and encodes 130 amino acids. The transcript has 3 exons. Gene Ontology annotation, biological process: systemic acquired resistance. NCBI's taxonomy places the organism in Eukaryota, Viridiplantae, Streptophyta, Magnoliopsida, Celastrales, Celastraceae. Gene Ontology annotation, cellular component: cell wall; apoplast. The record is from RefSeq and is a predicted model, not a curated record.